Aspergillus campestris IBT 28561 is the source of this 2583-nucleotide messenger RNA. RefSeq lists its product as uncharacterized. NCBI's taxonomy places the organism in Eukaryota, Fungi, Ascomycota, Eurotiomycetes, Eurotiales, Aspergillaceae. The record is from RefSeq and is a predicted model, not a curated record. The transcript has 3 exons. The coding region runs from base 1 to 2583 and encodes 860 amino acids.
AUGUCCGCUUUGUCGUCCUCAUCGACCGGGGACACCCAGGUCCCAGCGACCCCCGAUACCCAGGCCAGGAGCGAACACGCUCCCGAGCUCGUGUCACUCUUCCAGGCUCAGAGCGCGACCUCUUCCCAGGGUGCUUCCCAGGGCAAUGGGGCUCGUGAUAUGCUCAAAGCAGGCCAGCGCCGGCUCCGACAGCUGGCCAUUCGUCAGAAGAAACCAAAGGACCCCCAGACUAAGGCCGAACAAACUUCCCUCCAGCUACUAGCCCUCGAGCAGGAAGGCUUCCUCCCCGUACGAAGACCGCCCCCGAAGAAAACGGGCCCGAAGUCGAGCAUCGAUUCGACCCUGUCCAGCACGCGUUCGGCGUCCUCCUUGAGUUUCAGAUCAAGUUCCCGACGAGACGUGGAGAGCAUCGGUCAGCCGUGGCUGGUGGAUCCGCUCGAGCGGUGUGACAACUUGAGUUCCAGAGCUCAACUAUCAUCGCUGGAUUUUCGUGAUUUGACAAGCUUGGUGGAAGCGGCCAUGACCUCUUCCCAUCCCCACAACGGAGGAGGUCCCUCCCCUGAUCGUCUGACGGUUGAGCAGAAUUGGUCACGAAGAAGCAGCGGUCAAGGCUUAGUUGAUCAAACUCGCGGUACGAACAGCGUAUCUGAUUCGGCUCGAGUUAGUAGGGAGACGGAUCGUAUUGAGGCCCUGCCGGCAAUCCCUAAAACCCCGGACCUGGCCAAACCAGGGAGCCCAACCUCUUCAACCGGAGACACUACAAACAUGGAGCACCAGCAAAAUACACAGCCAGCAGAUCCCGAAGCCACGCCGGACACACCAGCUGACAAGACCCCCACAUCGAACUCGCCGACACCACCCCCAUCUGCUCCUGGACACACGUUGAAGCUAUUCCCGGACACGCUGCCCCCUCGUGUCUCGAGUAAAGGUGCCUGGCGCUUAUCUCCGCCUCCAAACCGACCGCUACCUACGAGCCCCGAGCCACGACAAAGCCAGGACUCCAACAUAACGAAUCGUUCGAGCACUUCAAGCUCAAGAAUCCUCAAUCCGUUGCGACGAAGUCGACAGGGCUCUCAGGGUGCGGAUCAAGCACCAAUGGCUCGACUGACGAAACCACCUCGAAACGCCCCUGCAAGUCCUGUCUAUGACAGAUUCCCAGAAGCUAGGAGCGGCCGUCGGCGGUCUUCCUUGCCGAUGGGUACGCUCAACGCGUUUCCUCUACCCGCUCCCAUGCGGCCGCUUCCUUCGCUCCCGGAGCCCGGUCUCAUACCCCAAGCCGACCGGACCUCUAAUACCCAAUCCCACAAGAGGGAAUCGGACGCCGACACCGAAUCCUCGAACCGAAAGCCAGCAUCCGCUCCUUCCGAGGAUGGAACCAUCAUCCUUCAAGAUAAGAACAUGCCGUCGCAGCCAUCUUCCCCCACAAUGCUGAACGAUAAGGAUUCGGCAUCCGGGGCCAAAGACAAAUCUCACCCGGCCACUUCAGGUGGUCCCCUUGCCAGGAGCGAACAGAGUCGUGCCGAUAGAGUACGUGCUCUCAGGCUGAAGGACCUGUCAACAAGUCGUAUGUACCUGCGGGGUUCAGAACAAGCGCCACACGAGCACCGGCAGCUUGAGCUGGACCAGAGACUUCCCCAGACCAACAUUGAUGCAGACUCUCCAGGGAACAUGGAGGACCGUGCCAAUAACGACGCGCGAUACCGAAGAACGAUUACAUCAGGCCCUCUUUCACCGCCUCCUUUGUCUCCUAUACUAUCGCGUCAGUCCCAGCGCCCAGUGAAUGGCAAGGAACCAAACAGCGGCAUGCCCCCAACGCCACUAGAGGAGGACAUUCCGUUGGGAGCCUUUCCCGUCCCCGGGGGUCCCGUCGGAGCAGCAGCACGCGCAGCCCACCGCUGCGAAACCGCACUCCCGUCAUCCGACGAGGAGCUCAUACACUCGAGCCCCCAUCAACACCAGUCGCAGCCGAUACCCAGCCAACACCGACGAGUCAAACAAACCUCCGUCAUGGGAGAUCCGGCAUUGCACAAGGCACGCCACACGAAGAAGAAGCCGGAGUACUCUCGGCCGCUGACCCCACGAGACCACCACAGCUACCAGCACGAGAGGGUAUGCCCAGACUCGCGGAGUUCCCAAAGCAGUUUCUACUCGCAAGACCCACGAGGCAGCCCCCAGUUACCCGAGUACGUGCUCGCUUUGGAGAAGCGCAUUGCGCAGCUUACGCACCAGAACAAAGCUCUCCAGGCUGCCCUUCUCGCUGCCCUGGACAUGAACAACAAGCAAGGCCUGGACGGUCUGCUCGGUGGCUCGGAGACGUCACUGGGCACGUCCGCCACAGCGUGGUCAUUCUCAUCUGCCACCAAUACCUCGUCAGGGUACGAUGAGCCUCCGCUGCCGCCGCCACGCCACCCGAAGAGGGGACUUGCGCGGCAGCAGACCUAUCGCCCGCAGAGCUGGAUCGCAAGCCCAGAUUCCAGCCGACCGAGUAGCUGUGAGAGCGCGAACAGCGCGAAUGUUAGGGAUGUGGAAGAUAUGCUAGAGGGGUUUGACUUUAGCUGGAGGUCAGACAAACCAGCUAUCUAG